AUGAUCAUUGGGUACUUGGUUUACGGAAAAAUCUACGAAUUCGGACAAAUUCUUGGAUCUUGUGUGAUCAGUCUCGGAAUAAUCGUCGUCACUUAUUCCAAUAUAACAGAUCAUGUAUCAAAUAAUUCCAUCGCUUCAGAGCAGCCAAAUGGCGACCUGUUGUCUUUUAUAAAAGGAUUGGUCAUUCUAAUUGGUGUAACAAUGUUGACUAGUUUUCUAUCUCUCUAUAAUGAGUCGUCCAAUAGGAUAGUAUCCAAGAGUAAUGGUCAAGCCAAUUGGAAGGAGAAUCUACUCUAUUCGCAUCUCUACGGACUUCCAUUUUUCCUAAUCAUGUCGAAGUCACUUUUCAGUGAGUAUCAAUUGAUUGAGAAUCUUCGAAAGAAGCACGAAUACGGCAAAUAUUGGUGGUUACUACUGGUUAACAACGUUACUCAGCUCUUAUGCGUCACUGGAGUUAAUAGAUUGGCUGUGGUGACCAGUGCAGUUACCCUUGGGGUGAUUUUACUAAUGAGACGAUUCAUCAGUUUACUAUUGAGCAUGAUAUUAUUCAAGAAUCGACUGAGUCCACUGGGUAUUAUGGGCACUCUGAUGGUGUUUAUAGGUGCUGCCAUCUACUCUUAUACCGUUGGAAAGAUCAGAGACGAGAAGAGUAAGAAGGAUUGA
Brettanomyces nanus is the source of this 663-nucleotide messenger RNA. RefSeq lists its product as uncharacterized. Bases 1 to 663 code for a protein of 220 amino acids. The transcript has a single exon. The record is from RefSeq and is a predicted model, not a curated record. NCBI's taxonomy places the organism in Eukaryota, Fungi, Ascomycota, Pichiomycetes, Pichiales, Pichiaceae. Gene Ontology annotation, biological process: transmembrane transport. Gene Ontology annotation, molecular function: UDP-N-acetylglucosamine transmembrane transporter activity. Gene Ontology annotation, cellular component: endoplasmic reticulum membrane; Golgi membrane.